Molecule: messenger RNA, 2333 nt
Organism: Alosa alosa (allis shad)
Lineage: Eukaryota; Metazoa; Chordata; Actinopteri; Clupeiformes; Clupeidae
Product: CKLF-like MARVEL transmembrane domain-containing protein 7
Exons: 5
Coding region: 44-499 (151 amino acids)
Cellular component (GO): membrane
Source: RefSeq, a predicted model, not a curated record
CAGAUAGUGGGGUAGGAAGGACUCAUUUGAAUUCCAUCUGAUAAUGGCCACUGACACUGAAGGAGUUUUAAAUCUGAAAUAUCUGAGAUCUGCCCAGGGCAUACUGAAGAUCACCGAGCUGGUGUUUCUCCUGGCUGCCUUUCUCGUCGUCCGCACCUCCUGGUUCACUGCAGUGCUGGACACCUACAUCUUCUUCCAGGUCAUCACCAUCGGAGUCUUCUCUGCCAUCUUCCUCUUCCUCAUCCUCACUGCCCUGGGGCUGCCAAGCAGACUUCCCUGCAUCAGUUGGAGUGUCACGGAGUUUGUUUUAGAUACAGUGGCACUACUAUGUGUCUUUCCUGUGUCCUGUGCAGCUGCAGUGAAGAGUCAUGACGUGAAUAUCCUCGUGGCCGCCUCAAUGCUGGGUCUGACAGUGUGUUUUCUGUUCGCUGCUAGCAUAGCCCUCUCCUUCCAGCCCCUACACUCAAAGCUGUCCCCCCACAUCAGUGCUGAAGUCUGAUCUGGUCAGCCUCACGUCCACGUCCCAAGUUCACUCACAGCUUCCUCCACCUACAGCGGCCCUACUGACGAUCAAGUCAUCAACAUAGAAUGACUCGGAAACAGAAGUGAGUAGGUGGGUUUACAUGGACAGUCAUUCCGAUUAGACUAUUCUGAAUGAAAAUCUUGUGUCAUCUGUUUACAUGGCGUACGUUCUAUUCUGAUCAGGUGCUCUUUACAUAAUUUGAUGGGAAUAGCCAUUGCCGCUUUGCUUUUGCUUGAUAAGCUACAGCGGGCAAUCCGACUGACCCUAUAUAUGGUAGAUAAAUCGGAAUAAGAACGGAAUACACCACCUCUUUCAUUCCAAUUAAAAUUCUAAUCGGAUCGGCGGUUUUAUUCCAAUCAAGGUGCUAUGUGUUAUUUCUAUUCCGAUUCCAAUUGGAAUAAACGUGUCCAGGUAAACCCACCUACUAACAGGGAGCAUCAGCUGCUUAAUGAUGCCAUCCAACCAGGCUCUCCUACUGGGGUGUAUGUCAAGUGUGAGGUGAAGUGCCAAAUCUUAGGAAGUUAACCCAAAGAAAACUGUGCUAAAGCUCCCAAUAGAUAAGCCCUAACACCUCAUUCUCCUGACUAAACAAAGUAAGUAAAAUGUAUUCUAAAUCAGAUUCAUACACAGCUUAUUCUGGCCAAAGUGCUGUGUAUGAAUGUGAAACAAAGUGCAAAUGCAAGUGCUGCAGUACACUUACAUCUCACAUCAAUAAGGAACAGCAAGGGACACAGUAUUACAGACAUAGCAAGUUGGCCAUUAGAGGGCUGAGAAGGCCAGAUAAUACAGGUGAGUUUUGAGGCCAGGUGAAGGCUCUGUCACCUAUUUGCCUGAGCUGAGAGUGAGGGAUAUGAAGGAGACCUUUACAUUACAUUACAUUUGGCUGAUGAUUUUUAACCAAAGUGACUCUCAACAUGGUAAACAAUUUAAACAUACAGUACAAUAAGAACAAGCUAGUGUAUCAGUGAGUGCUAUUUUCAUUGUCAAGUGUCAGUUCUAGUCAGGUGAUAAGUGCUGGAGUUAGCAAGGCUAGUUGCAAGUAGUGCUACGAGAGAUGUUUACUGAAGAGCUGGGUCUUCAGGAGUUUUUUGAAGAUGGAGAGGGAUGUCCCUGCUCUAGUAGGAACUGGUAGUGUGUUCCACCAAUGAGGAACAACAGAUGAGAAAAGUUUGGAUUGGGCUUAAAAAAUAAAUAAAUAACAGCUACAGGGGCCAUCUUUUAGGUUCAACCUCCUCUGGGUUUGUCACAAAAACUCCAUGCUUGAAAUACAUCCCAGAUCUUCUACUCAAAAGUGGCUGAUGAUCUGCUGAUUUAAAAUCUGCAGUUGUUUAAAGGAACACGUCAACUUUUAGGGAAAUUAGAUUAUUAACUAAAAGGGAGCUCUAGGCUUAGUGGCUUACUGGUGCACCCCACCUCCAGUGGUCAGACUGGGUUAUUGCAUGCACAGAGAGGACAAGAGGAUGGAUCCUCCUAUCUAACACUGGGGUAGAUGGGAAAAAGCUAAUUCACCAAAAAGUUGGGGUGUUCCUUAAACUGUGUUGUGGAACGGAUGCUGAUACUGAUGCACAUGAUUAAGCACUGAGUGUGGAGUACAUAUGCCUUACAUUGGCUCACUUAAAUGAAACAGUCUAGGACAUAGAAAGCAUUGGUCUUCAAUGCCAUGAACAAUUCAACAAUCAUAAUGUAUCAUUGUUCUUAUUCAUUAUUAGUUAAGACUGAUUAAUAGAUAGAUAGCCCUUCAUUCUAUUGUUUUCGGGAUCUUCAGAGUUUGUAAAUGUUUAUGUUUUUGUUCUGUUCAAAUUCUAUUUAG